ACCCUGGCAAGGCGUGGUCGCGUCGUGAAGGCGAAAAUCGCCACUGGUGGUGGUGGCGGGAAGGUUGCCGGUAGUGGCGGCGGUUGGUGGAUGGAAGGUUGCCGGUGGUGGUGUUGGUUGAAUGCUUACAUAGCCUAUCUACUACGACACUGAAGUUUGGAGAUCGAAAUGCAAAUGUAUUAGUAUUAUUCUAUUAUGAUUAUUACCGGUUCAGUUCACAAGGAGUAUUAUUUAGAAACAGUUAUGGUGGGGAAUUAUUUUCCUUUGACAAAACAGCUAAGGUUGGAUACUGGAACCAACAUAUGGGAAGGAAAAUGCUUUGUUCUCCUUGCUCGUCACUUACAUGAUAAAAUCAUCAAAAUUUGAUUCUUUUUUUGUUGUUUUGUUUAUGUUUCUUUUUGCUUAUGUGGUGUCUAGUCAUUUGCAUUUCCUUCUCCAAACUUCAGUGUCGUAGUAGAUAGGAAAGAAUCCUAGUGAUGAUUCCCGAUAACUUAUAGAGCACCCCUUGUACUUACUUGAAGUGCUACAUUUAUUCAACUGCUCCAGAUAAUAACUAAAAUUUCAGAAUACUCAGGACGGAUCUGGUAUAAUUUGUGAUGUUGGAUGUUCAUAGUGGAUAAUGCAUUUGAUUCUGUAGUUCUAAUUAAAUAUCUCAAGAAAGUUGAGUUGGAAGUUAGUAUUUGUGUUCUACGAACGUAUAGACUGCAAUGCAUGUGUCAGUUGUCUAUUGCUAUCAGACUCAUGUGAACAAGUUUACUGAAUAAGCAGGGCUGUCCACCAAUUGUCCCCCAUUAGGUGGCGAGCUUAUUGGAACUGUUAUGAUUAGAUGAUAUGAGAUAUUAUUUCAUGCGUUUUGUAACAUUAAUAUGAUAUUGCCGAUAAAAAGAUGUUGCUAUUAUAUUCCAGUGUACUGCAUGAUUUACUGCUGCUUAUGUGUGCACAUCCCGAGUUGGGAAUCACAAAAGGCAUGCAUUUCCACUGACCUAUGAUUUUUGCAGCCCCUCUUAUGUAUUGUUCUAGGCCAACAUGGCUUUAGAGAUUGUAUUUACAAGCAAAUGUUUGGACAAAAUUCCUCGGCUUCUCUAAUUUUUUUGGAAUUUUGAGAGUCACUUCUUAUGAUAUGCAUUGCAGGUGGUGGAUACUGCAACCAGCAGUGAGUUGUCCUUCCAUAGAGAGUUUGCUUAACCUUCUCAAAGGACAUUUUGAUUGGGGGCUUCUAGAAAUUGGAAUCAUUAUUUCACCACAAUGUGCUGGAAUUGGCCGGAAACGUGGCGAGGGACAACAAGAAGACCCGUAUCGUGCUGCGACACAUCUUCCGGUGAAGAUCCUAAUGAUGCUUCAAACAUCUUCCAGUGUUGAUGCCUACGAUGACGAGAGGAGACUGGUAGCGAGGAUGAGGAAGACGAGGAGAAUGAGGUGGAGGAUAGUGAGGGUGGUAGUAGUAGUUUUUCUUUUUCUUUUUGGCUCCCCGCUUAAGGGAGAGGGAAAAUGUUAUGGCCGUAUACUGGUUUUGUAUCCGGAAGACUAUGUAUACACUCAUUUUUCUAGUGAAUGCGGUAGUUUGCUUCUUUUAAUUUUUGUUGCCUUCGUGGUUUUUCUGAAGACAAUACUUGGUUUUCUUUCUUGUUUCAAAACUUUAAACUUGAAUUUGCUUGAUGAUUUAUGA
This is a messenger RNA of Rhododendron vialii, 1666 nucleotides long. RefSeq lists its product as uncharacterized. The transcript is spliced from 2 exons. NCBI's taxonomy places the organism in Eukaryota, Viridiplantae, Streptophyta, Magnoliopsida, Ericales, Ericaceae. Bases 1121 to 1666 code for a protein of 181 amino acids. The record is from RefSeq and is a predicted model, not a curated record.